Messenger RNA from Canis lupus familiaris (dog), 2198 nucleotides. RefSeq names its product chromosome 5 C1orf87 homolog (gene C5H1orf87). NCBI's taxonomy places the organism in Eukaryota, Metazoa, Chordata, Mammalia, Carnivora, Canidae. Bases 210 to 1856 code for a protein of 548 amino acids. The record is from RefSeq and is a predicted model, not a curated record. The transcript has 12 exons.
CCGGGCCCUGUGAUUGGCCCGACUCCUGGGCUCCAAUCGCCCGCCCUGCUCCCCGCAGGCCGCCGCGGGGCUCGAUCCAGGGGAGAGCACUGACCGAGUACUCCUGAGCUGCCCGGACGAGGAUGCUAAAUUGACUAAUGGGAAAUCAAGAGGAAAAAAGAGUUACUUAUUUUCCAACCCAAGUAUUUUAAAGGACUUUGAGAAAAAGCAUGUCUUCUGUUGGGAAGACUCCCCGUGGAUCAGAAGCAAUGUCUGAGACAGUGGUGAAAAUCAUUGGAAGCAAACACUUCCGGUACCUCUCGGAGAAGCCAAAGAUCAAGGAAAAUGAGAAUUUGAAGGCAGAAACUCAAACAGUACUCCAGAAAUCCAUGAUUGGUGGUGCAAGGCAGAUAAGCAGAGACUCCCCAACUCCUACUAAUCCUACUGAUCAUCAAAUCAAUCAUGACCUGGAUGAUAAGGAAGAAAGCAAGCACCCAGAGAACAACCAGAAACCAGAGAACAACCAAAAAUUUCUAGCAGGAGCACGCAGUAACAGAUUUCUGGAUGGCAAAAUUCCCAGCCAGGCAAAUGUCUAUUGCAGCUCGGUACCAACUGGAGACCAGUCUCUGUCCUAUAUCCAUGGUCUCCCCAGGAGAAACAUAAGAGACUGGUCCUUGGAACGGAUGGCAAGGGGCAGCUCUGACCAACCUGAGGAUUUUGGCCAGAAGCCAAGUGGAACAAGAGAAGAUGCUUUUCUUCUUGCCCUGGUCAGAAGAGAACUCAGAUCAUGCCCCUUGAAUGCUGGCUUACUAGAAAAACUUCAGAAAGAGCUGAUGACCCUGGAUCCUAUCUCUUCAGGAUUUCUUCUCCAAUCUCAACUUAACUGCCUUUUCUUGAGGCAUGAAGUCCCUCUACAGUUACCAACAGUCAAGAUCCUUUGCCAGAGAUUUUCUAGGCGGGACACUCCAGAAAUGGUGAAUUAUGGAAAGGUCCUCCGGUUUUUAAAAGCUGCCACUUCAGAUGAUCCGAAGCAAAGCACAAGAGCUGUGGGCAGCAACCCAAUGAAAACUCAAAGUUGUCAUCAUCAUAGCCAAAGCAGGACCACUCUUCACGAUGCCAGCCCUCAGUCAGAAGUGAGCCAGAACCUGUUGGAGAUCUUGAGGGCACUAAGGACAACCAGUGGCAAACUCGACAUAGAGGGCCUCCGCCUGAGUUUCCGGAAAGAAGACCGCUCUUUCUCUGGCUCCCUGCCCCCACCCAAGGUUAGGGCUAUAUGUGGAAAGCAUGGAUUAUAUCUAACUUUGAGUUUCCUGGAAACAUUGCUAAAUCAUCAAGAUUUGGGUUACCAUGGUGAAAUAAAAUGGCAGAACUUCGUUGAGUUGUUGAGCAAAGCUUUCUCUGAUUUGUCACAUGAUUUGCCUGCAGGGAAGCAUGUAAAGAAAACCUCUGGCACCGCAGUGCCGGCUGAAGUUCCUGAGAUGUCUCCAGGCAAAACAGAACAUAUGAAAACUCCAGAAGAGAAGCUGCCAUCAGAACACCGUCCUGCUGAGAUUUCAGCCCCAGAUGAUCCCCUACAAGCCCUGAAGGUCAGGCCAGUCUCACAGCCUUUUGUGAGUCCAAUGAUGAUGAAGAAAGAGUCUGAAGAACAGGAGAUGUGGAUCAACAGGUUCAGGAAGCUGGAGAAUGCCCUCUACCUGUGUGAUCUGAGUAAUACAGGGGUCCUGGAGAAAGAACGGGCCAGACGUCUCAUUCACAACUACAAUCUCAUUUACAACCUGUCCCUGAGCCCUCAGAAAAUCGACCAAGCCUUGCGGAGAUUCCGUGUGGGAGAAAAUAUGCUCUUGGAACCAGCACUUCAGUACUUAAAGGAGCUAUGAUAACAAGCCCAUAUUGUGAGAACAGAUGUUUCCUUUAUCUUCCUUUUUACCCAGACAUGUGUUCCUCCCUGUCCUGAGUGUAGUGGUAGAGGCACUGUCAGAGUUGAGGCCGAUACAGCACUGGAGAUGCUUUGGACUUGGACUUCUUUUCUGGCUAUGAUGCUCCCCCAUAAGCAGCUCAGACUGACCCUGGAAAACCAGGUUUCCCCUCCUGAGGUGGCAAGAACUCAAUUUCUUAAAGUCCUCUUCUAUUCUCAUAAAGCUCCUUAUUGUCAUUACAUGAUUUUCCCCCUAUAUUGCUGAUAAAACUUUAUUUUUUGCAAACCCUGGAAUUCCAAAUAG